This is a messenger RNA of Salvia splendens (bonfire salvia), 3168 nucleotides long. RefSeq names its product glutamate receptor 3.3. Gene Ontology annotation, cellular component: membrane. The transcript has 8 exons. Lineage: Eukaryota; Viridiplantae; Streptophyta; Magnoliopsida; Lamiales; Lamiaceae. The record is from RefSeq and is a predicted model, not a curated record. Gene Ontology annotation, biological process: G protein-coupled receptor signaling pathway. The coding region runs from base 235 to 3021 and encodes 928 amino acids. Gene Ontology annotation, molecular function: G protein-coupled receptor activity; ligand-gated monoatomic ion channel activity.
UCAAGUUCGUCAUCGGUGCAAUAUAAUUUUAUUGCAUAAAAGGUUAUAAAACGUGAACAGCCCAAAAACCCAAUCUUGAAUAAAAGAAAAAAAGAAAUCACUAGAAAUCCACGGUCAUGGUUCAGGUGAUUUCCAUUUCCUUGGACAUGGAGAAGCAUCAUAUGGAAUAUGAAGCUUCUUAACUACUUUUCCUAGUAUAAUUUUUGCCAAAGUUGCAAUCUUGGUGCUCCAAGGAUGAGUGUGUUCUGGAUUGUUUUGCUUUCGACACUCUCUCUAGGAAUUGGAGUGUCAUCCGAUGGCUUGAGUGUGAAUACUUCUUCAAGACCGGUUGUUGUGAACGUUGGAGCGAUAUUCACUUUCGAUUCAACGAUUGGGAGAGUGGCUAAGCUCGCCCUUGAAGAGGCUGUCAAAGAUAUCAAUGCCAACUCGAGCGUGCUUAAAGGCUCCAAAUUCAAUGUCAUCUUUCGAAACUCCAACUGCAGUGGCUUUCUUGGCUUGGUUGAAGCUUUACGGUUUAUGGAGACCGACAUUCUUGCAGUGAUCGGCCCUCAAUCUUCUGUGGUUGCGCAUACUAUCCUGCACGUUGGUAACGAGCUGACAACGCCCUUUGUGUCGUUCUCUGUGACAGACCCGACUCUCUCGAAUCUCCAGUUCCCCUACUUCGUUAGGGCAACGCAGAGUGAUCUGCAUCAGAUGACUGCUGUGGCUGAGAUAGUCGAAAACUAUGGUUGGAAGGAAGUGAUUGUUGUGUUUCUUGAUGAUGACUACGGGAGAAACGGGUUGUCUGCUCUGGAUGAUGCCCUUGCAGCUAGGCGCUGUCGGGUUUCCUACAAAGCAGGGAUUCCUCCCGGGAUUGUGAGCCGGAGCGACAUCAUGGAUAUACUCGUGAAAGUUGCGCUGACAGAGUCUCGUGUCAUCGUCCUGCAUACAUAUCCGCCUACUGGAUUCACGGUGUUCUCUGUGGCGCACUAUCUUGGGAUGAUGGACGAUGGCUACGUCUGGAUCGCCACGGAUUGGCUUGCGUCUGCCGUGGAUUCUGCUUCGCCUUUUCAAUCUGCAGGCAUGAUGGAAAUUCUGCAAGGAGUGAUCUUUCUACGGCAAUACACUCCGGAUUCGGAGAGGAAACAGGCUUUUUCAGCACGGUGGAACAAGGUGACCGGUGGCUCGUUGGGCCUAAGCACGUACGGUCUGUAUGCUUACGAUGCUGCUUGGUUGCUUGCUCAUGCUAUCGACUCGUUCUUCGAUCAAGGAGGGCGUAUCUCGUUUUCUAAUGAUUCGAACCUGCUUUCGACUCAAGGGAGUAAAUUGCAUCUCGACAAAAUGGUCAUUUUCGACGGGGGUCCUCUCCUUCUUAAGACUUUGAUGGAGAGUGACUUUGUAGGUCUAACGGGACGAGUCAAGUUUACCGACGACAGGACCCUCGUUCUUCCUGCAUACGAAGUUAUAAACGUCGUUGGGACUGGUCUCCAUCGGGUUGGUUACUGGUCUAACUACUCAGGACUAUCAACUAAGGCUCCCGAAGCUCUAUAUACGCACCCUCCCAACCGGUCUACUUCGAGUAAUCAGCUAAAGAGCGUGCUUUGGCCGGGGGAAUCCAUAAGGACGCCCCGUGGUUGGGUGUUCCCGAACAACGGGAAGCAACUGAGGAUUGGCGUGCCACGACGAGUUGGUUACAAAGAGUUCGUGUCUCAAGUCCAAGGCACCAAUAACUCGAAAGGCUUCUGCAUAGAUGUGUUCACAGCUGCUGUAAACUUGCUGCCAUAUGCCGUCCCAUAUCAGUUCGUCCCCUAUGGAAAUGGCAUCGAAAAUCCGAGUUACAAUGAGCUCGUGAAAUUGAUCACCACGGGAUUCUUCGAUGGCGUGGUUGGAGACAUUGCAAUCACAACAAACCGGACAAAAACUGCGGACUUCACUCAGCCGUAUGCUGCAUCUGGACUUGUGGUGGUGGCCUCGGUUAGCAAACGGAACACGGGCGCUUGGGCUUUCUUGAGGCCGUUUUCGCCUCAACUGUGGGCGGUUAGUGCAGCGUUCUUUGUCUUCAUUGGCAUCGUCGUGUGGAUUUUGGAGCAUCGGAUGAAUGAUGAGUUCCGAGGGACGCCAAAGCAGCAGCUAAUAACCAUCUUCUGGUUCAGCCUCUCAACUCUGUUUUUUGCUCACAGGGAGACAACGGUGAGCACCCUCGGGCGUGCAGUGCUGAUCAUAUGGCUCUUUGUGGUUCUGAUCAUCAACUCAAGCUAUACUGCGAGCUUGACGUCCAUACUCACAGUACAGCAGCUCUACUCUCCGAUCAAAGGGAUUGAUAGUUUGAGGGACGGGGACGACCCUAUUGGGUACCAAGUGGGCUCUUUCGCGGAGCAUUAUCUGAGCGAAGGGAUUGGCAUACCCAAGUCGAGGCUUAGGCCUCUCGGAUCACCGGAAGAGUAUGCGAUGGCUCUUAAACGCGGCCCCAAGAAAGGAGGCGUUGCUGCUAUUGUCGAUGAACGGCCGUACAUAGAACUUUUCUUGGCAAGCCAGUGCCAGUUCAGGAUUAUUGGCCAAGAGUUCACCAAAAGUGGCUGGGGAUUUGCAUUUCCACGAGACUCUCCUCUGGCCAUUGACCUAUCAACCGCGAUCCUAACCCUAUCCGAGAACGGGGACCUUCAACGGAUCCACGACAAGUGGCUGACGACAAGCACGUGCAGCUCGGAUAACACGGAGCUGGAAUCGGACCGGCUUCAUCUAAAGAGCUUUUGGGGCCUCUAUCUACUAUGUGGUAUCGCGUGCUUCCUUGCGCUCGUCGUCUACUUUAUCCAGAUCAUCAACAGGUACCGUCAAGCUGCCAGGGACGAGCUCACUUCGUCGGAGGGCAGCAGCUCGCGCUCCAAACGCAUCCAAACGUUGCUGUCGUUGAUUGAUGAGAAGGAGGAUAUAUCCCGACGCGAUCGGAAACGGAGAAAGCUGGAGAUGUCGUUGUCGGAGAACAACCAAAGCGAAAGGGAUCAGAGGGAUUCCAACAGAAACAGCUUCAACACAAAGAGUUAAAAAAAUGAACACGUGAUUUUAUUUAUGCUCAUCAAUGUUGAAGCUUAUAUAUGAGAAGUGUUGUGAGUAUAUGAAUAAUUUCAAAUACUGGAAAUUGUAUAUACUAUAGAGGCAUAUAGUUUACAACUAUUUAUUUCAUUGUAUUAA